CCCCCCCCCCUCCUCUCUCCGCGGCCGCCGCCACGCGAUCCACCCUCGCCGUCGCGCCCCCCAUUUGCACAUCUCCAAGGGCGCAAAGAGGGAAGAGAGGGCGCUGGCGUGGAGGCAUGGGGCUGAAGGGAUUCAUGGAGGGCGGCGGCGCCAGCGUCGUGGCCGGCAGCUGCACGCACCCGCUCGACCUCAUCAAGGUCCGCAUGCAGCUGCACGGCGAGGCGGCCGCUGCCCGGGCGCUUGCGUUCCCUGGCGGCGGCGGCGCGCACCACCACCUGCAGCCGCCGCGUAAGCCCGGGCCGAUCAUCGUGUGCGGGCAGAUCCUCCGCGCGGAGGGCCCCGCGGGGCUGCUAUCCGGCGUGUCGGCGACCAUGCUGCGGCAGUCGGUCUACUCCACGACAUGCAUGGGGCUGUACGACACGCUCAAGAGGAGGUGGGAGCGGGACGGCGGCGCGCCGCUGCCGCUGCACCGGAAGAUCGCGGUGGGCCUCUUCGCUGGUGGCGUCGGCGCGGCCGUGGGGAACCCCGCCGACGUGGCCAUGGUGCGGAUGCAGGCGGACGGGAGGCUCCCGGCGGCGCAGCGGCGGAACUACCGGAGCGUCGCGGACGCCAUCGUCCGGAUGGCGCGCGACGAAGGCGUGUGCAGCCUAUGGCGCGGGUCGCCGCUCACCGUGAAGCGCGCCAUGAUCGUCGCGGCGUCGCAGCUGGCCACGUACGACCAGGCCAAGGAGGCCAUCCUGGCGCGUCGCGGCCCCGGCGCCGACGGCCUCGCCACGCACGUCGCGGCCGGCUUCGCCGCCGGGCUGGUGGCCGCGGCGGCGUCCACCCCUGUCGACGUCGUCAAGACGAGGGUCAUGAACAUGAAGGUGGUGUCCGGCUCGCCGCCGCCGUACUCCGGCGCCCUCGACUGCUUGAUCAAGACCGUGCGGUCGGAGGGUGCGAUGGCGUUGUACAAAGGGUUUGUCCCGACGGUGACGCGGCAGGGACCCUUCACCGUCGUCCUCUUCGUGACUCUCGAGCAGAUUCGGAAGUUGUUCAAGGGCAUCGACUUCUGAGCUCUCUCACUGACCAGGCGACAUGACGAUCGCCAAGAAUGAUGCACAUGCCGUUGGCGAUCGUCAAGAGUGAUGCACUGCCGUUGCUAUGAUUAGGUUAUCAUACCAGCUAAUUUCCAAUUAGGAUUUUCUCCUGCAAGACUCACCCCAACGGUUGCAACAAUCCAAGAUGCACUCGGGUUGUACCGGAUUGACAAACACAAGCUCACAACUUCCUGUGGAAUUUUUGAUGUGGCGCUGUAUUUUAACCAUGUCAGGUGGUGUUUGAGAUAAAUAUGAUGAAUGGAAGUACUAUCUAGUUUUGUGACUGCAA
Molecule: messenger RNA, 1368 nt
Organism: Oryza brachyantha (malo sina)
Lineage: Eukaryota; Viridiplantae; Streptophyta; Magnoliopsida; Poales; Poaceae
Product: mitochondrial uncoupling protein 5-like
Exons: 1
Coding region: 117-1055 (312 amino acids)
Biological process (GO): malate transmembrane transport; thiosulfate transport; succinate transmembrane transport
Molecular function (GO): thiosulfate transmembrane transporter activity; oxaloacetate transmembrane transporter activity; succinate transmembrane transporter activity
Source: RefSeq, a predicted model, not a curated record